Molecule: messenger RNA, 477 nt
Organism: Aspergillus fischeri NRRL 181
Lineage: Eukaryota; Fungi; Ascomycota; Eurotiomycetes; Eurotiales; Aspergillaceae
Product: putative iron-sulfur cofactor synthesis protein (Isu1)
Exons: 2
Coding region: 1-477 (158 amino acids)
Biological process (GO): intracellular iron ion homeostasis; iron-sulfur cluster assembly
Cellular component (GO): cytoplasm; mitochondrial matrix
Molecular function (GO): ferrous iron binding; 2 iron, 2 sulfur cluster binding
Source: RefSeq, a predicted model, not a curated record
AUGACCAGGCAAAUGCUGACCUUCUUUGCACUGCUAGAUCAUUACAAUAACCCACGCAACGUUGGCUCACUACCCAAGGAUGCCCCUGAUGUCGGUCUCGGUCUGGUCGGUGCACCUGCUUGCGGUGACGUGAUGAAGCUUCAGAUUCGGGUCGAUAAGGACACCAGCAAGAUUACCGACGUCAAGUUCAAGACUUUUGGCUGUGGUAGCGCGAUCGCCAGCUCCAGCUACCUGACCGAGUUGGUGCGAGGAAUGACGCUUGAUGAGGCCGCUAAGAUCCGGAACACCGACAUUGCCAAGGAACUUUGCCUGCCCCCCGUCAAGUUACAUUGCUCCAUGCUUGCCGAGGAUGCCAUCAAGUCCGCCAUCAACGACUACUACACCAAGAACCCCAAGGCCGCUAAGACUGAUCUUUCUGGCACUGCCGCUUCCAUUCCCAACGUGGAAAAGACCGACGGUAGCACCGCGAGUCUGUGA